GUGGUCAACUAAAAUACAGCUUGUACCUUAAGUAUCUACAUUUGCUGCAGCAACAUUGAGGGAGAUCCAGAGAACAGGGACACUUAUAUUGAGCAACCUGCGUGUGACCUGUCCUCGGGACUGUAAGCAGAAUCCACUUUGGAAGUAGAAGAGAAACCAUGUGGAGCUCACAGGACGGCGAUGGCGGCCAAUUCGGUCAUGUGACCGCACGGAUGGAAACCACCCCGGGCUUCGGGAUGCCUAGCAUCUCUGUCUCCCAGCAGCAGGUGCCCAAGAAGUUUGCCCCGGUGGUCGCCCCCAAGCCGAAGUUUAACCCCUACAAGCAGCUGAGUGAGUCUGCGCAGUCGGAAGGUGACUAUCCCCUACCACUGCCACCCAUGGAAGACUUUCCCCUGCCCCCCCCUCCAGCUGAUGGGGCCUCCUUCAGUGUGCAGGUGAAAGGACCAGAGAAGACCCUGGAGGAGCGCCGUUCCAGUUUGGAUGCUGAGAUUGACUCCCUCACCAGCAUCUUGGCAGACCUGGAGAACAGUCCCCCCUAUAAGCCCAGGCCCCCACAGAACUAUGGGACUGGCCCCACCUCCGCACCAGUCAUCGGACACAAGAGCAUGGUGAUUCCCAACCAGCCUCCCCUGACGGCAACCAAGAAGUCUACAGCCAAGCCUCAGACCCCAACUGCCUCUCCAAGCACGACUGCCAAGCCCCAGGCCCAGCCCCAGGCUCAGCCCCAGCCCCAGGUUCAACCCCAACCCCAGCCUGUUCCAGCCUCCUAUACCACUACCUCCACCCCCAGUCGACCAGCCAUCAAUGUCCAGGUGAAGACUGCCCAGCCCAGCCCCCAUUACAUGCCCCCGGGCCCCCCCCAGCCCCCUCACCAGUUCCCUUAA
This is a messenger RNA of Paramormyrops kingsleyae, 884 nucleotides long. It is a transcript of the gene lpp, whose product is annotated as LIM domain containing preferred translocation partner in lipoma. The record is from RefSeq and is a predicted model, not a curated record. Gene Ontology annotation, cellular component: stress fiber; focal adhesion. Gene Ontology annotation, biological process: cell-cell adhesion. NCBI's taxonomy places the organism in Eukaryota, Metazoa, Chordata, Actinopteri, Osteoglossiformes, Mormyridae.